AUGGCUCGAUCUAGUUUUAUUGUCAGUCUCACAUCAGGUUUCACUACAAGUUUCUUCCGCGAUGAUGAGGAGGAGGGGCAGUACCAAGUGAUGAAGAGGUCAAAACUUGGUGUACUUCUUACAAAUAUUCCAUUGUGGAAUAAGAUGUUCUUGAUUUCAUGUGUCAUUGCAAUCUCAUUAGAUCCUUUGUUCUUUUACAUUCCAAUCAUUGACGAGGAUAACAAGUGCCUUGGAAAGGACAAAAACUUGAGGAUUGCAGCUCUUCUUUCGCGAUCGCUCACGGAUAUCAUUUUCCUCCUACAUUUUGUCUAUGAAGUUUAUGAAGCUAUUAAAACCAGAAACAGUACAUUUACUGUGGUACGAAGAACAACAUGGCAUUCAAAAUCGAAAAUACAAAAGCUAAUUGAAUUUGCUAAGGGAAUACCUCAGAAAAUGUCGUGGUUAUCUCUCUCCAUCGUAAUUGACUUUUUGGCUCUUCUUCCAAUCCCUCAACUGCUAAUAUUAGUUGUUUUUUACAAAAUGGGAGGCUCUGGAUAUUUGGAACAUAGGAAGGUUUUGAAUCUCUUCCUUCUCGGUCAAUAUUUACCAAGAAUUUAUCGAAUUCAUCUAUGGUGUAAGGAACUUACAAGGACUACUACUAGAAUAUGGACUACUACUAGAAUAUGGGCUAAAGGUUUACUCAACUUGCUUCUCUACAUUCUUGCCAGUCACGUACUCGGAGCGUUUUGGUAUUUUUUUUCUAUUCAACGAGAGACAUCAUGUUGGCGUCAAGCCUGUGUAAAUUAUAGUGCAAAUCCGAAGGAAUGUAUGAGUGCCUUCUAUUGCGAUGGUCGGAAUACAUCUUCAACAACUAUCACAUUUUUGAAUGAGCGUUGCCCAUUAAAUACUCCAGACGGUACUGAAGCACCCUUUGAUUUUGGAAUAUUUCUUGAUUCCCUUAAGAAUCAUAACUCGGAGCAUAUACAUUUUGCUAGGAAGUUAUUUUACUCUUUUUGGUGGGGCUUGCGGAAUCUAAGUAACUUUGGCACGAAUCUCACAACAAGUACAUAUAUGUGGGAAAACUUGUUUGCGAUUCUUAUUUCUAUCAUUGGUUUGGUACUGUUUCUAUAUCUCAUUGGAAAUGUGGAGGCAUCUAUGAGAUUGGAAGCUAAAAAAUCAGAAGAUAAAACUCAGAAGAUUAGAAUGAAAGAGCUAGAUGUACGAAGCUGGAUAUCCAGAAAUGAAUUACCUGAUAAUUUGAAGAAAGAAAUCAUGAAUAUCAUAAAGCUAAAGUUAGAUGAAAACAAGGACGCCGAUUUGGUGAAUCUAUUCUCUAUUCUUCCUUGGCAUACCAGAAAAUAUCUAAAGCGUUGUCUCUGCAUGAAAACACUAAAAACAGUACCAAUGCUUAAGAACUUGGAUGAAAAAGUGUUGAUAAUGAUGUGUGACUAUCUGAAGCCAGUGGUGUACAACGAGAAUAGCUUCGUUUUUCGAAUGGGAGACCCGCUUGAUUGCAUGCUCUUCAUUGUGGAAGGGACCAUGUGGACCUACUACUCGCCUAGUACUAGCGAUACCGAUACUACGAGUGAAGCUGCUGCUACUUCACCAUCAUCAAUAUUAAUGACCACCAAGGCCCUUAGGAAGGGUGAGUUUUACGGGGAAGAGCUUCUCAAAUGGGCAUCACCCACUUUCACCACACUUCCAAUCUCCACCCGGCAUGUCAGAAGUCAGAGAAAAGUGGAAGCAUUUGCUCUUAUGGCCGAUGACUUGGCAACUAUAGUGUCCAAAUGCCAACUGCAGUGGGACUUAAACAAUUGUGACAAUCCUCAAGAGAUGAAGAUGAUGGCAAUUUCUUCCAUAACAAAAGCAAUCCGUCGUUUCCGCACUAGUAGGCACCGUUCAACGACGGAAAGAUUGUUAGAGGAAGUAAUCGGGGAAAAGGUCGGAUAA
This is a messenger RNA of Prunus persica (peach), 1929 nucleotides long. Its product is annotated as cyclic nucleotide-gated ion channel 1. The transcript is spliced from 6 exons. Gene Ontology annotation, biological process: transmembrane transport; monoatomic ion transport. The coding region runs from base 1 to 1929 and encodes 642 amino acids. Gene Ontology annotation, molecular function: monoatomic ion channel activity. Gene Ontology annotation, cellular component: membrane. Lineage: Eukaryota; Viridiplantae; Streptophyta; Magnoliopsida; Rosales; Rosaceae. The record is from RefSeq and is a predicted model, not a curated record.